UGUCUUGCGCCGUGAGCCCAAAUCUCGAGUGACGGGGAAGGCCCGUGUUUAUGUUCAUGUUGGGGGUGAUAGGUGGUGGCUGCAGUGGAAGCGAAAGCGGUUAUCGGAAGUUAUGGCGACGGAGCAAGAGCACGAGCUCGAGCUCGAGCUCGAUCCGUCUCUCCCUUGUUGCCGCAAUCUCCUUUCUGCAAUUCUAGCUAUGGAGCCUUCCGAAUGCUUGAUCUCCCAUGCCAGAGCGUGUGGCGGAGGCUUAAUCACCGAGCAAGUUCAACAGUUCAUCUGGGACCAUUGCCUAUCCACUCCUGGUGAUUUUCAUGCUCCUUACUUGAAGAAUUUUGUUAAGAAACUUAUCUGGCAAGUUGAGUUCGAUCAUGGCUAUGUGUUGGACCAACUUUAUGAACUGUAUGCUCAGUACAUGACAUCCUUUAAGGAUGAUAGUUUUAGCAAAAGAGAUGCAAGAAUCUGCAAGAGAAUUUCAUUUCUUUUUCCUGAUGGUUGUUCUGAACUACUAAGUUGUCCGCCCUCGAGGGAACUGGUCUUUCCAUUGCAAUGUUCUCUGAACAUGCUUGAAGGUGAUACCGGGUGCUCCAUAUGGCCAUCAAGUCUGUUUCUGUCUGAGUUAAUACUUUCUCAUCCAGAAUUAUUUUCUAAUAAAUCAUGCUUUGAGAUUGGUUCAGGAGUUGGCUUAGUUGGAUUAUGUCUUGCCCAUGUGAAAGCUUCUAAGGUUACAUUAACUGAUGGUGACCUAUCAACUUUAGCUAACAUGAAGUUUAAUUUGGAGUUGAACAACCUGAAUGCUGAAACUGACACGUCACAAAGAAACAAAGAUCCAAGCACGGUACAAUGCCUGUAUCUGCCAUGGGAAUCUGCAUCAGAAAGCCAACUCCAAGAUAUCAUGCCAGAUGUUGUUAUGGGUGCAGAUGUGAUAUAUGAUCCAGUUUGCCUGCCACAUCUUGUUCGAGUACUUACCAUUCUUUUGAAUCGGAUGAUUUGCGGAGAGUGUACAAGUUGUAAGCGCCUCUCUCCAAACGGUAGAGACGAAAAUGGUGAACGUAAUUAUAAAGAUGCUAGUGACAGAUCCGAAGAUAGAUGCAAAGCAGUUAAUAAGGAUGGCUGUGAUGGCCGGUCGAAGGAAGCACCAGUGGCUUAUAUUGCAUGUGUUGUGCGGAAUGUUGAAACUUUCAACUAUUUUCUUUCUCUUGCGGACCAAGCUAAGCUCGAUAUUAUGGACCUAACUGAUUCACUAAAGCCCGUAAAUCUCCUCCAGUACAUGCAGUCAUACAAUCAAACUGGUGUAAGAUUACUUCGUAUCACUUGCAGUCAUACAAUCAGGCAAGUAUAAGAUGAUCACUUGUCUUUCACAUGUUAUCAUUUCCUUUGUUACUUGAAAAGUUCUGAGAUAUAUGGUGAGUAAAUCGAUAGAGACAGGCCUAAGUGUACAAAGUUUGUCAAAAACUUGCUAAGGAUAGAAUUAGAAACCCAUGAUUUGAAAUACUUUGUUUUGAUCUUGAACUAUAGGUAGGCACAUUAAGCUACUCUCAGUAUUCCAUUCAUGUUGAACGCCAUGUCAAUUUUCUAUUCAGAUUCCUGAAAGUUAUUCUCA
This is a messenger RNA of Lotus japonicus, 1603 nucleotides long. RefSeq lists its product as uncharacterized. The transcript is spliced from 10 exons. Lineage: Eukaryota; Viridiplantae; Streptophyta; Magnoliopsida; Fabales; Fabaceae. The record is from RefSeq and is a predicted model, not a curated record. Bases 113 to 1342 code for a protein of 409 amino acids.